CAUUGGACAUGUCAUGCACCCACGACGCGUCUCAGAUUAUCAUUUCACGCUGCAUCAAGAACUCAGCCGACCUUCCGUUCUGGAUUGCACUGUCCAACGUGUUCUUCGUUAGUCAGCAUUGCCCGGUGUUUGACAGCGACAUUGAGGCGUUGAUAGUGGCGCACCUCCAACUCGUUGUAUCACUUCACCAGGCCGAGGGCAACAUCCAAAGGUUGGCUGCUGUCUAUAAGCAGGAUAUGACUACCGGAGGUAUGCGUUUUAAUGACUUUCUCGAGUAUUCUGAAGUUCAUAUGAGUGCUGGCGCAACGCUAGAUCGCUCCUAUGGAUUUAUCCCCUACGGAAUUGAGCCCCAUCGAUUGGCCGAAAUAUGUAUUCAGACAAAAGCCGGGAACAAUUAUGUCUCUGAGAAAGCUCGUGACGUCACCUUUAUGGGUCCAGAUGUGGGCAUCCUCGAACGACUAGAAGCCGUGGUAAUUGACCUAAACGGCACCAACAUUCCUGCAGUGUGGGUCUGGUGCAAGACCAAGGACGUCGAGAGGGACAUGCUCUACGGCAUACUGGAAGGACGCAUCUUGGCGCAUCUUCACGUGCAGCCUAGAGAGCUCCUCAUAUAUUGUCCCGAUGCAGGCGAUCACGUCGCGGUUGAGGAGAUUCUGUCCGCGCCGACGUCCAUCGGCCAAAAUGACGAGGCCAUUACGCUCAGCCCUGCUCAACGCGCUACAUGGGUGCUGCGCCUGGACGAUAAUCUGAGGGUGACCUACUUACAGGAGUUGCUACGCGCCGCCAGGACGUCCAGAGCGACGACGGACACAAGCUCCGAGACCGAGUCAUGUGCCGCGAAGAAAUCAGAGGACAGCGCGGGAGGACAUAUAGAGGAGAUGUAGAGGUUGGUAU
Messenger RNA from Phanerochaete carnosa HHB-10118-sp, 894 nucleotides. RefSeq lists its product as uncharacterized. The record is from RefSeq and is a predicted model, not a curated record. The transcript has a single exon. Bases 9 to 884 code for a protein of 291 amino acids. Lineage: Eukaryota; Fungi; Basidiomycota; Agaricomycetes; Polyporales; Phanerochaetaceae.